Ylistrum balloti is the source of this 4521-nucleotide messenger RNA. RefSeq names its product max-interacting protein 1-like. The record is from RefSeq and is a predicted model, not a curated record. Gene Ontology annotation, biological process: regulation of transcription by RNA polymerase II. Gene Ontology annotation, molecular function: DNA-binding transcription factor activity, RNA polymerase II-specific; RNA polymerase II cis-regulatory region sequence-specific DNA binding; protein dimerization activity. The transcript is spliced from 6 exons. Lineage: Eukaryota; Metazoa; Mollusca; Bivalvia; Pectinida; Pectinidae. Bases 80 to 691 code for a protein of 203 amino acids.
AAUUUGACAGCCAGGGUGCAGGUUGGCAGCUCCCACCUUAGAUUUUAUUUUAAUUCAAAUAUUUAGUUAUUGUGUUGACAUGGCAUUUAACAUAUCUCAACUCAUUCAAGCUGCUGAGUUCCUAGAUAGAAGGGAAAGAGAAGCUGAACAUGGCUACGCAUCUACGGCCCCGAUGCCUGAAUAUUUGAGCAAGAAAAAGUCCAAACCCAAGAAAUCUCAGGGAAAUAGAUCUACCCACAACGAGUUAGAGAAAAACAGGAGGGCACAAUUACGUUACUGCCUUGAAAAGUUAAAAGAUGUGGUUCCAGUAGGAUCUGAUACUUCACGUCAUACAACAUUGGGACUCUUAACAAAAACAAAAUGUUUUAUUAGGAAUUUAGAAGAUGGUGAAAGGAAAAAAUUAAAUGCAAAAGAACAAUUAAAGAGAGAAAAGAGGUUCUUGCAAAGACGUUUAGAGGCGUUGUUGGAAGGCCAGUACAGGGUUAGACAGGAAAGAAGUAUCAGUGAAUGCAGCACAUCUACAAAUUCAACUACCUCUUCUACUUCCGAGUCAGAUGAAAUCGACAUCCUAGGCUAUGGCAGUGGUCAGAGUGACACAGAUGACCACAGUAGCAUCGAGAGUAGUGGCAGCGAUUAUUAUACUAAUACAAAACACCUAGGUUACACCACCUCACCCUUUGAGUCCCUAUGAAAAUGACAGGCGCCUUGGUUGACUGUCCCAGGAGAUUGUUAUACAGUUAACCAGGCUAAAUUGUUGCUAGCUGGUAAUGGUUGGAUGUGUUAUAAUUUGUGGGUGAAAGAAUAUCGUAACAAUUUUGUUGUAUAUCUGUGUAUGAAAGGAAGUGAAAAAGUGUCCAGUUUUUGUGCACAGAUCUGUUCAGAAAAUUUGCUGCAUGUUGACAGAAACAUGAUGACUGCAGUGGAAAGCAAAUUUUUUUGAGAGGAUGUUGUGUGUCAUCGUUUUAUCUGUUGUUAAUGUAUUAUCAAAUGUAAUUUUUAAAUAUCUCAUUUUUGUGAAGUUUAUAAAACAUGAAAAAAUACCAGUCUCCAGGAAAAUGGUAGAAACUGGAAGUAUUAGCAAACAAGUUCUCUAGACUGUACAUUGCAAAGCAAUUAAAAAAAACCUUAAUUAAAUUCAACACUUCAACUUCUGUGAAGCAUCAUUUGGAUUCUUUCAAAAUUAAGGGUGCAUUGUACAAACAUUUCUGUAUUGCAAAAAAUAGAUAAGUUUUAAAUGUUUCAUUCCAGUAAUUUAAGAAUUGGUCUUUAAACCAACGUAUUUGGUGAAAGCAAAAUGACAUGAAAAAAGGCAGCAUAUCUUGAUUCUUAACAAGGAUUCAUUGAAAUAUAUUCUUUGAAGUUCUAAAUGGAUAGUUUAUUUCCAUAGAGAAAAUGAUAAUGAGUGAAAGAGAGAAUUGUUUUUGGAUUUUGCAUGAUUUUGUUGUUGACAGCUGAUUGAAAAAGAGACAUGGGAUUUUUUGUGAACGCUACAGAUAACUUAUCUGUCAUCUGUAAAGAUAAUUUUAAAAACAAAAUCAUUAGUUGGGUGUAAAAAUCCCUGUGUUGCCAUCUUUAAAAGAUAAUAGAAAUUAGCCAAACUUAUUGUUUUCAGCAAAUGUUAAAGAAUAAUUGUAAAUAUUUUUUUAGCAUCAGCAGUGCUUGCUUUGUGAUCAUAGGAAUUUCAACAAUACUCAUUUUCAGAAAUGCCAUUGACUUGUCAAGAAAUUACUUUAAUAGUGAUGUGUACAAAUGGGAACUUGAACUGCAAAGGAAAAGAAAACAUGGAAAUUGGGAUAAUAACAACUACUAUAUUCAACUGUGGAGUUAAAAAUCAUUACAAUCUACAAAAUAUAUGAAUUUCUUUUUCUACAUUUAAGUUACCAAAGAAAAAUUAAUGAAAGAUGUUCUCUCAUUUGAUAUCAUGUUUGAUGAAUGGUGGAUGACCUAUAAGGAUACUAUGUACGAUAGCAUCAUGCUUUCGAGUUGGUGUGAAUUAAAGUCAUUUUAAGGGCUAUUUUAAGACUCUACAUGGCAGCUCCUACAAGUAAGGAUUACAAAAGAUGUGUAUUUUGGUAAAUAAUCUUCUGCUUUGGAGUUUUUAGAGUUCCUGGUUUCUUUCAUUUUCACACUAUAGUGAGCCGCGAGUUAAGUGUAUGACAAUGGAAGAAAGAUGUCUCAAAAACUAGGCUGUUAAGAAGAAUUUAUCAUUACCAAUUUUUGAAAGAAAUGGAUUGAGCGUUAAGUUACAGCACUCUUAUUGUGCUUAGAGCUUGUGAAAAAGUGCUUGAAUUUGCUAACUUGUGAAUUUUUACCGUUUUUUUGGGGGGGAGAGACAGUGAAUUGAAUUCGCAAAACAGAAAGACCAGGAAUGUAUAUACUGAUCUCAGAAAUAUUUUACGUUGUAUUAAAUCUGGUAUUAAUUAUUAUGUGCAAUCCACACUGUUCCUAGGCCAGGGGUCAGUUUGAUGAUUUUAAUUUCACUGAUAUGACUUGGAAAACUUUUAAUUUAAAGGUGGGGAAAAUCUGUACAUUGGGCGGUACAAAACUUGUGACUUCUUUUCUCUUUUUGUUCGUCUUCUAGCAACUUGUUGGGACAUGUAUAGCACAAUGUAUGACCUGUUUUUAUGUCGUGCAAGCUGCCAAAAGUUAUCUCAUCAUUUCUGCAUGUUACUGGAUAUUUAAUUAAGAUUUCCCCUCUCCUAUUGUUAGACUAUGUUCAUGUGUUUAUUUAAUCAAUCCUGUCGUAGGACCAAUAUAUUUAUUAUAAGAAAAAAAUAAUAUAUAGUAUGUUAAUUAUUUGUCCUUUGUAUAAUGCAUAAUGUCUUCUUCACAACUUUCCUUUAGAGAAAUUGUUGCGAGACAUACCCAGGUUUGCCCUCAAGGACUUGUUUUGGAAAUAGAGUGAUGGAAGAAAAUUUCUGUUGAAACUAAAGACUUGCAUCUUUAAAAUAUAGAUUGAGCCGUCCUUUUAUAUCAGAAAUAUUUCCCUGUCAUAUCUUAGUGCCUUGUUUCACAACUUGACAACAAUGUAUUGACACGAGUGAAUUGAUGCUUAUCGAGUGAAAAAUGCUGAAAUCUAGAAUCACUUGAUGUAUCAUGUUUUUGAAAAUGCAUAAGUGAUAUGUAAUUGAUGCUUUAAAAAAAAUCUUAAUUUCAAUGAAGUUCUUCAAAACUUGUCCUUGACUGCCAAUCUUAACUGAGACGGGAAAAGAAACACAAAGUGAAGCAGCUAUGUUUUCCUACGGAUAACACUUUUGUGUGAAAACGAAACUAUUUGUGUUUCAGUUAACAUGGGUAAUUUUAUUGCAUUAUAGUUUAGCUACAUCUGUGAUAUGUACGGAAAAGUGCAAAAAAAUUGAUAUUAUUGGUCAAUUGCUGACAGAAGUUCAUGUUCUACUUAAGGUGGGAAAAUACCCACCUGUCUUGGAUAAAAUUUUGAAAAUUAAGAUCAAAAUCUGUUUUUAAUUUAAUUAACAUUGCCCUCUGGCUUGCUUGAUCUGAUUUAUAAAAUUGUCGAUCAAAAAAAGUUUUUAUGUUGGUAUUGUAUAUUAUGUGAUUGUGUUUUCUUGGGCAAACAUUUCUGAUUUGAUGAAUCUGUUUCAUGGGAAUUUUUACGGAUGCUAUCUGUGGAGUUAAAUAUCUCUAACACAGGGUGAUGUUUUUUUUUUUGUGAGUGAUAGUAAUUGUGCUAUUCUUCUGUCAUUCAGUGAAAAUGUGAUUUUAUAUAACAUCAAUGUUUCCCGGUGUAUUCACUGUGAACAUAGAAAAUAACUUUAUAGAUUGUCUAAUUGGUGCAUUAAAAGUCACGCAAGAUUCUAUAACUGGUCUAAAUACAAGGAACUUUUGUACAAACAAUAUGCAAAGCAUAAUCGUGUGAAAGAGUAGCGCAGUUGUAACAUCUAAUGUGUCGUCAGGACAAAGUAAUUACACCUGUAUUAUCAUUCAAAAGAAAUAGUCACCAGCACAUAAGUUUGAAACUUACAUAACACUAAAUUAAAAGGUUCAGAUGAUUCUAAAUAGGCCCAAAUUAUAUUUUGUUGUAUAUUUUUAAAACUAAUUCAUGUAUGUUACAGUGCAGAAUGAGCCAAUAAGCUUGUGAAUAUUUUCCUGAACGUUUUUGUCACUUUUCCUAAAGCACAGAAAAAGUGACCAGCAACACUUGUAAUUAACAAAAGUUUGUGUAAAUGCAAUUUUUAACUGUUGUUAAAUGGAAGAUAUUUAUGACAAUGAAAAGUUAGUGAGACUUUUUCCUGUUUUUAAUAUUUUUGCAUGAAUGUUGUUGUAAGAGGAACAAAUGGUGAAAUGUUAAACCAAAAUUAAAAAAAAAAAAUUGAAGUAUAUAUUGGCAUGUGAUAAGUGUCCUCAAUGUAGAAGUAGGAUACAGUCCACUAUCCAGCGUGAGAGAUGUCAGAUGAUGAUGAUGCUAUACAAAGGUUAGAGUACUCACCUAGACUGUAAAUCUGUCUUCAAAAGUAUUGUUUCACUGUUCUCCAUUGAGAAUAAAGUGUAAUGAAUAUUUUA